Messenger RNA from Cylindrotheca closterium, 504 nucleotides. Lineage: Eukaryota; Bacillariophyta; Bacillariophyceae; Bacillariales; Bacillariaceae. The record is from the annotation of a GenBank genome assembly.
AUGCUCAACAUCGCAGCACAAUCCAUCACCAAGAAGGCUCCACAGCAAGCUGCCAGAAUACAACAAGCUACACGAACCAUCACCACUGAUUCCUUUGCUUUCUACCCCGUCCGCAAGACCCGAUAUGAUCAAAUUGUUCCCACUUCCAUGUUUCAAGCCAACACACAGGCAGCCUCCAAGAAGGCUCCACAACAGGUGGCAAGGAUACACAGCCCUACUGGUCCAGCUGAGAACCACUCCUUUGCUUUUUACCCUGUUGAAAAGAACCGUGUCCGCAAAGUCACUCCCAAGAUCAACCGCGACUGCUAUGGCUUCUAUCCAGCCAAUGUUGAGACAACGAAAGCAGCACAAACACUUCAAACAUCAGCUCCCAUGAAGAACGUCAAGGCUGUGCGUGCUGCUCUGAAACAAAAGAAACAAACCAGAACUUCCACGAAAACGAGUCGGCAUUCUGUCUUGCAUGAGAUCCGUGCCGUCAAGAAGACAACGACGGCUCUUCCUUAG